Ambispora leptoticha is the source of this 493-nucleotide messenger RNA. NCBI's taxonomy places the organism in Eukaryota, Fungi, Glomeromycota, Glomeromycetes, Archaeosporales, Ambisporaceae. The record is from the annotation of a GenBank genome assembly.
UCCAAAAGAUUUGGAGGAGUUGGAAAUGUUUAUGGUCGAGGAAUGGGAACGAAUCCCAGACGAGAUAUUAGAAUCUUUAGUCAAUUCGGCUGCUGUUGUUCGUUUUGCGCUUGCUUCGAAUAAUACUAAAGCUGCAGCCCACUUCAGUGUUGACAAGAGUCUGUCUCGUCGCGUUGGCGCUGGUGGAAAAGAACUUUUCCCUGCUGAGGAAGAACAACUUUACGCUUGGGUUCUUCAAAUGCGUGAGGCUGCCUUGGCCAUUAUCUACAUAGUCUUAAGAUUGAAAUCAAGUGAUAGAGCUGGAGAAACAGCAGGUGGAAACCUGAAACGUGCAAGCUUACGUACAGUGUGUGAGUGGGUUCUUGCUGCCUGGGAUGAAAUAAGCCCAGAAAUUAUUCAGAGGCAUUUCAGAAGUGUUGAUGGGUCGGAGGAUAAUGAGAUUUUACUGAGUUCGUCAAUACAGAAAGUGGUAAUGAAAGUGAUGCAGAAAUGA